Molecule: messenger RNA, 2570 nt
Organism: Vicia villosa (hairy vetch)
Lineage: Eukaryota; Viridiplantae; Streptophyta; Magnoliopsida; Fabales; Fabaceae
Product: E3 ubiquitin-protein ligase PUB23-like
Exons: 2
Coding region: 356-2317 (653 amino acids)
Molecular function (GO): ubiquitin protein ligase activity
Source: RefSeq, a predicted model, not a curated record
AGUAACUUUCCUAGUAAUUCAUUGGAAAGUCAUAAACUCAGAGGCAGACAUGUGCCAUUAAUAACUGAAAAGAUAUGAAAUACAUUCAGCGGCAGAGAAUUGAUGGCAAACCUUAUCUCAUCAAAAGAUAUGAAAUAUAUUUGAGCUCAACUCCAUUGGGAGAAUCAAUUCCCGUAAUUGCCAUUGGGAAUGAGUUUGACCUAGUUGAUGCUAGAGCUGAUCUUAUUUUGGUCCUUUUCUUUGAAACUUUCACUUAAAUAUAUAUUCUCCAUUUUCACGUGUUGUUGAGUUUGUUUUGACAAACUCAGUGGGGUUUCCAAAUCAAUCUUCUUUAUUUUCAUAACAAUUAGGAAAGAUGACGCAUAUUCUAACCCAAAUUUGGGGAUGGGUGGUGCAGCCAGAAGUGUGGAGAUUUGUAGGCUUUGCCUCGGCUGUUGUUGGACUCGUCUGUUAUGCUCUAAGCUCUUCCUUCAACUAUCUCUUUGGAGAUUGGAAUCUCUUGAAGAUUUUUCUUUACUGCGUUUUCAGUUUCAUCAUCAGCCUCAUGAUUUUCUUUGCAAAAUUAUUACAACACUCCACAAGUCUUCGGUUCAAAGCUCAUACAGCAUUUCUUGUACUAGCAAUCACAUCUGCCUAUUCCUUUUUCUUCGACAAAGUGGUGAAUGGGAAACCAGAUCUAUAUAGCCUCAUUUCAUAUGCUGCCUUUGCUAUCAUGUCACUCAGCCUGUCGAGGCAAACUCCUUCCGGCUACUGCCUUAUUAUUCUCCGAUCUUCCUUUUCUUCAAUAGACGCUGAAGCAAAUAAUCCGCACUUUGAUCUCCGAGAUGGAAAUUCGGUGGUUCUUUCUAUUAAUUCUCUACAGCUCACCACUACUGAUAUUGCUAGUGCUGCUAGCAAUAACAGUAGCAUCGGUUCACCAGAAUUGGUGAUCACAGCUGAUAUUAGUAGUAUGAUGGAACAACUCCAGACAUUUGUAACGGAGCUUCGGCGCAAAAAUUCAAAUUUCAUUCAAAUGGUCUUGGAGUAUGGAAAAAAAUAUGUUGAGGAAUACUCUGAAUUGGUGGUAACCGACCCUAACUUCAUGAUGGAUGCACUGAAGCCAGAAACCAUCAAAGGCCUCGAGGAAACAGCAACAGCAAAGGUUAUGAUGAGUUCUGGAUUUGAGAAAGAUUUUUCCGAUGUGCACAUCAAUUGCCGUAGGGAAUGCUUAAAAGAGUGCCUAUUGCAUAGGUUAUUUGGGAUACAGAAGCUCAGCAUCGAGGGCGUUCGCAAUAUGCGAUGGAAUGUCCUCGAAGCCCAACUUGAGAAAUGGAUUAAAACUUAUGAUUCUGAUUCUUUAGAUUCACCUCAUUUGCUUAUUCAAUCCCUCAGAAAGCUCAAAACAAUAGCCUCCGAGAGCGAAACAAAUCGACGGUGUAUCGAAUCUGCCGGUGCUGUGGAGUUCUUAGCAUCAAUAGUAACAAAAAACAACACAAGCUGUUCAAUAACAGAAUUAACGGAAACUACCAUUCUCGAUGAUGAUGGUGAUAUGGAAGGUUUUACCUUUGACUUUAAUAUUGGUGCAGAAGAUAAAGCAGUAAACAUCCUUUACAAUCUUCAUUUAACAGAUCAAGGUUUGAAAACUCUCUUGAACUUCAAAAAUGGAGAAUUUUUAGAAUCAUUAAUUAGAUUAUUGCAAAAGGGUAGCUACGAUUCAAGAACGUACGCCGUUUUUCUGUUGAAAUCUAUGUCAAAGAUUGCUGAUCCAUCAAAACUAGCCAAUCUAAAAACUGAGUUUUUCGUCGAACUAGUUCAGCUUCUUAAAGAUCAGAUAUCAAAAAAAGCAUCAAAUGCCACACUACAAACGUUAAUUCAACUCGUUAAAUUUGGGAGAAAUAGAAUGAGAGCAGUGGAAUCAGGCUGUGUUCAAGUUUUGAUAGAACUUCUUUUUGAUUGUAAAGAAAGGAAGCCAUGUGAGAUGAUUUUGGUGCUUUUGGAGAUGUUAUGUCAAUGUGCUGAUGGAAGAGCUGAGCUUUUAAGCCAUGGAUGUGGUUUACCUAUUGUUUCAAAGAAGAUUUUGAGGAUUUCAACAAUGGCUACUGAUAGAGCAAUGAGAAUUCUUCUAUCUGUUGCAAGAUUUUCUGCAACACAUAUAGUUGUUCAAGAAAUGCUGGAAAUAGGUGUUGUUGCAAAGCUUUGUUUGGUUCUUCAAGUUGAUAGUGGAAAUAAGGUUAAGGAGAAAGCAAGGGAGAUUCUUAAAUUGCAUGCAAAGUGUUGGAGGAAUUCUCAUUGUGUACCUACUCAAUUGCUUGCUUCUUAUCCAUCAUCAAGUGCUUGAUACAACAAAGUUUAUCAGGCCAAUUUUGUUACUUGUUUUAAUUUCAUUUGCUUUUGUAGUUUUAUGAUACCUUGAUAAGAUAAGAUUUUCAUAUAAUGGUUUGUUAAUUUGUUUUGGUGUACCCUAAUUUAAACAUAUAUGUAUAUGCACAUCUAUGGCGUGAUUCUCAUCUCUACUAAGGAUAUGAUAAAUCUUUUACAUAUGAUAACUACAUAUUUGUCAAUCAUGGUACAAUUUAAUUUGCUGGUUAGAU